GUCGCAUCGUUGAUUGUGCAUUCACACUUACUUUUAACCCUGUUUAUGACCGUCUCAAAGAAGCUGUUAAAGAUGCCACUAAUACUGGAGUUCGGGAGGCAGGCAUUGACGUGAGAUUAAGUGAUAUCGGUGCCGCUAUUCAAGAAGUUAUGGAGAGUUACGAGGUCGAAAUUAAUCAAAAAACAUAUCAAGUGAAACCGAUUCGAAAUUUGAACGGACACUCGAUACUUCCGUACCAAAUUCACGCCGGUAAAUCUGUACCGAUUGUCAAAGGCAGCGCAACAGCAACAAAAAUGGAGGAAGGUGAAUAUUUUGCUAUUGAAACCUUUGGAAGCACGGGGAAGGGUUAUGUUCGUGAAGAUGGUGAAUGUAGUCAUUAUGCAAAACGUCAAGAUGUUCAUCAAACUACAUUACGUAUAAAGAAAGCCCAAUCUCUUUUAAACAAUAUUACUAAGCAUUUUGGCACCCUGCCAUUUUGCCGUCGAUAUCUCGACCGUAUAGGAGAAACUAAAUAUGCGUUAGCAUUAAAGCAUUUAGUUGAUAAUGGUGUAGUGGAAUCUUAUCCUCCAUUA
Messenger RNA from Dentiscutata heterogama, 572 nucleotides. Lineage: Eukaryota; Fungi; Glomeromycota; Glomeromycetes; Diversisporales; Gigasporaceae. The record is from the annotation of a GenBank genome assembly.